AUGCGCCCUACCCCAUUCUCUCUCCUCGAAAAACAUCUCUCUCUCUCUCCAAAACAUCACCAAAAAUGAAAAAUGGAAACCUCUCUUAGAACACAUUCCCUCCAUGAGAUUUAUGAUGUCCCCAGUUUCAAUCCUGCGAACAUUCAUCCAUUCUUUCUCAUUUUUCUCUCUCUAAAGUCUAAACAUUGAUUUUUUGCAAAAAUAGAGAGGCCCAAAUUUCAAUUUCAGCAUUGCCACUUUGAGCACGUCGGUGGUAUCAUGCUCUCUACCCUAACCAGGUGGUGUUCUUCCAACCCAGUUACAAGUUUUUGAAUUAAGCUAUUGUUGAAUUCUCUUACUAUACUUGCUUUUCUUCUUCUUCUUUUUCUUUUUUUUAACUUGUUUUAUUAUCUUGGUUUUCUGGUUUUCGCCAUAUACCUUUAGUUGGUUUAUUCAGUUUUUGUAGUUGGGUCUCUCUCUCUCUCAAAACCUGGUUUUUAGGGUUUUCUCUGUUGUGUGAGGAGUUUCAGAGUAUCGUCUGUGUUUUUGGGUUAGUUGCUAUUUUUGGUUUUUUAUAGAAGAAAUUGGACACGUCAUGAAUGAUGUCGACCUGUGUAAUGGAGAAAGGGGAAUAGAUGGGCAUGUUUGGGUGAAGAGAAGGAUGAUUUGGAGUGCAAUGAUGAUGGGUUAGAGAGAGUACCUAUACAUUGUUGGGUGAGUAGGGAUUGGGGUUGGGAGAGUCACUGCAGCGAUAUUCAGGUUCUAGGUUAAAGAAUUCGGGUUAGGAAGACCUCUGUAAUUUUUAGGCCUGGUUUGGAUGGUGCAGUAAUGGAUAGUGGUGAAGGGGGAAUGGACGGGUUGGAUAACAAGAAGGUGGGUCUAAAGAGAAACCUGAAAUCCAUAGAAUUUCAGGGUGAUUCAGACGAUGAGUUACCUAUAGGAACCCUAUUCAAGAUCAAGAAGUUACGAAACCCUAAAACGAAAAAGUCUGACAAUGAAGAGGGCUCUGAAAUUAGGGCAGAGGAUUCAAAGGUCAGUGAGGAGGUCUCUGUUAAUGUCAACAUUGUCGCAGACAUGGAUGAUACUUUAGCUAAUUUCAAGAAGAAAUUGAAGGUGCCAAAGAUAGUUAAAGAGUCAAGUGAGAGCAAUUGUUUGGUUUCAAAGCAAUCCAGAGUGAAAUUGUCGAAAAAGUUCACUAGAGCUUUAAAAGGUCAGCCUUCUGUUGUUGAUGAAUCUAGGUCACUGCUUUCGACUAAGUCUACAAGGCCUCGCUCUUCUUCUAUUGCAAAACCUGUUGAGGAAACCCUAAAGUUUGAUGAUGGGUCUGAUCAAUCAGAUGUAGUCAAGGAGGAUUCACUUCUUUCUGCCCUAGUUCCGAAAUCUCGAGCUGCUUUGAUUCGUAAGAAAAUUGGAGAAACCCUAAUUUCUGAUGAUGUGCAACAAAAGGUCUCCGAUAAGAGCCCUAAAGACUUUUUGAUCUCAGCACUGGUUCGAAAGACACGUUCUGCUUCUCUGAGGAAACAGAGAGAGGAAAAUUUGAGGACUGAGGACCCUUUGGAUCGACCAUCUGUUGAGUUGUUGAAGGAUUCAUUGCCCGCCCCAGUUCGAAGAUCCCGCUCUGUUACAUAUCAGAAGAAGGGAACGGAGACCCGGAGGUUUAAUGAUGGAUUGAACCAAAGCAUUGAUGUAAAUAUGGAGAUAUCUAUCCCUGUUUCAUUAAUGAAAUCUCAUUGUGCUGCCAUAGAUGAGCAGAUGAGAGAAACCCCAAGCUCUGAUAGUGGUUUUGAGGAGGUUUCUGUCGAAAAUUUGAAGGAUUCACAGUCUGCCCUACUUCAGGAAUCUGGUUCUGGUUCAAUGCUCAAGAAGAAAGAGGAAACCCUGAUGAGUGUGGAUGAGUUGGAUCUGUUUCAAAUUACAGGUACGACUACAGGUGCUGGUAUUUUAAAAUUGACAGAAGAUACUCAGAAAUCAGGUGAUAGUUUCGGUCAAACUAGAGGAGUUCAAGAAGACGGGUGCUCUCCACUUGCUCAGAAUCACCAUUUCGCUUCACUUUCACUUGCGACAGAUGAGACCAGGAGAUCUGAUGGAACUUCAAAUGACUCGUCCUCAGGUGUAAUUCAAGAGUUUAGUUUGGUUUCCCUUUCAAAGCGGUUGGCUCAAGUCCCACUAAACAGUGGUAUUUCCGAUGGUGGGCUAAGGCAACAAAGCUACUCCGAACUACAAAAUUUGCAGUUCACACAGGUAUUGGAGUCCUGUAACUUUUCCCAAGCUAAGAUGCCCAAGAAAAUUGAUAGGCUUGAUGAUGGGUCAUCUCAAGCUUUUGAUAGAAUUUUAGAUGAUGAACUGAAGGCUUUCCCUUCAGUUGAAAUUAACAGAGAUUCUCCACGUGCCCAAGUUCAAACAUCUUUUUCUGCUUCUCUACCAGAGGACAGAUCGGGUGGGUUGAAUCACAUUUCGAACGCAAAUCAGAUGCAGGACUUGCAGAUGGAGAAUGAAGGAUUGAAUAAAUCUGUUGCCCUGAGUUCAGUUCCAGUUAAGGACUCAAGUUCGCCAAGGCUUGAUGGAGGUCUCAGUCGAUGUUACGGGUUUGUUUCAAAUGAUGGGUUUUCACCUUAUUCUUCUACUCUAGAUCAGGCAUUGUUUCCUAAGCCGGAGGUUUGUGUGGAUCAGGCCCCCGAUGGAGCUUUGGGACAUAAACAGUUCUUCGAUUCAAAUGAUGGGUUGAAUCCACUUUCUGAUGAGAACCAAACUUUUCAGAAGCCAAAUUCAGCUUUUGUCUAUGAGGAAGAAACCCCCAUUUCUGAAGAUAUUCCAAAUCAAACAUCUGAAGAUUUCUCAAAGGAUUUACCUUCUACACAAGUCCAUGAAUCUUGUAGUUUUGCUACAGAAAAGAACAAAGAGGAAAUUCCAAUGUCUAGUGAUGGCUCAAAAGGAAAGACAUCUACUUUAGAGAAGAAAUCUCAGAGGCUGACUGCUGCCCAACGAGUGUUGCGAAAAGUGAAGAGGCGGAGAUAUGGUGACAUGACUUAUGAAGGAGAUAGUGAUUGGGAUGAUGUCUUGAUGCAUGAGGAGAGAUCCUUUUCUUUAGAUGAUGAAGAUCGGUUGACUAGAAGCAAAACUAGGCCUGAUUCUUUUUCAAGUUUGUUCCUUGAUGCUGAUAGUGGUGCUGCAGCAGCUGUGGCAGCUGGGUUGAAAGCUCGUGCUCCCGGUCCAGCUGAAAAGAUAAGAUUUAAGGAAGUUCUGAAACGUAGAGGAGGGCUACAGGAAUAUCUUGAAUGCAGGAAUAUGAUCCUAGGUCUUUGGAGUAAAGAUGUAUGUCGCAUAUUGCCUCUGUCAGACUGCGGGAUAACUAAUGUUCCUCUGGAAGAUGAAUCACCACGUGCUGCCCUUAUUCGAGAGAUUUAUUCAUUUCUGGACCAUCAUGGUUAUAUAAAUGUAGGCAUUGCUGCUGAAAAAGAAAAUUCAAGAAACCAUGGAACUCCUCAACUGAAACUUGCAAGAGGAAACAAAACUCGAAGUAGUUAUGAAGGCAAAGUUGCUGCUGAUUCUGAGGAGGAAGUUGCUUACAUUCUGGGUCAGGUCAAGACUUCUGAGAAUGUUGGGUUGGUUCAGAAUGAUGGCCCCCAUGAAGAUGGCCUACCAACUAUACCCACUUCAAGCCUUGAUGCUAAUUAUGUGGAACCCAACAAAGGUCAUCUGUACCCCACGGUGGCAGAGCCAUUGUCUCUUAAAAAUUCUGGAGAACUGGGAAUUGAUCCUCAUGCUGGCUUCGUUCUCAAUCAUAACCAAGCUUUGUACAAAGAAGAUGGAUUUGAUGAGAUAGACAAUCAAAGGGCGCUUUAUGUUCAGUCGCUUGAGAGUGAGACUAUUGAAAAGGGGGUUAGGUUGGAUCCUUUUGUGCUGAAUGGUGUCAUUGAGACCUCAAUGGAAUCCGGUGAAAAGGUGAUUGUUAUUGGGGCAGGUCCCGCUGGUUUAACGGCCGCACGACAUUUGCAACGUCAUGGUUUUCGAGUCUGUAUUCUUGAGGCUCGUAACAGGAUUGGAGGUCGUGUCCACACAGAUCGUUCAUCUCUUUCUGUUCCUGUUGAUCUUGGUGCAAGCAUUAUAACUGGGGUGGAGGCGGAUGUUGCAACCGAAAGGAGACCGGAUCCUUCUUCCUUGGUUUGCACACAACUCGGUCUUGAGCUCACUGUGUUGAACAGUGAGUGCCCUCUAUAUGAUAUUGUGUCCGGUGUAAAAGUUCCUGGUGAUUUGGAUGAAGCCUUAGAAGCUGAGUAUAACAGUCUUCUCGAUGACAUGGUUGUGCUUGUUGCCCAAAAUGGUGAAGCUGCAAUGAAGAUGUCACUUGAAGAUGGGUUGGAGUAUGCCCUUAGGAAGCGACGCGAGGCUCAUAUCGCUAGUGUGACUCCAGAGUUAGAUCUGCUUAAAGUUAGUGAUGAUUUCAGCUCCUUGAACGCUGCCAUUGCAUUUGAUAGUGAAAUUUCCACAGUGGCUGAGAGCAGAACUCCGGAUAGGAAUACGAAUAGAACUGAAGAUGAUGUGUUGAGUCCUCUUGAGAGAAGAGUGAUGGAUUGGCAUUUCGCCAACUUGGAAUAUGGCUGUGCUGCUCAGCUUGACAUAGUGUCACUUCCUUACUGGAACCAAGAUGAUGUCUAUGGGGGCUUUGGUGGGGCUCACUGUAUGAUAAAAGGGGGGUACAGUACUGUUGUGGAGUCCCAAGGUAAGGGGCUUGAUAUUCGCUUGAAUGAAGUUGUCCAGGAGGUCAAAUAUGUUGUGGGGCAAUCAAAAGGGGAAUGCCCCAAGAGAAGCGAAGUUAGGGUUUCCACAGCAAGUGGUCACGAGUUUGUGGGGGAUGCUGUUCUAGUCACUGUGCCACUGGGUUGCUUGAAAGCGAAUACCAUUAAGUUUUCUCCUUCACUGCCUGACUGGAAGCUGUCCUCUAUCCAACGUCUAGGGUUUGGGGUACUGAACAAAGUGGUCUUGGAAUUCCCAUUUGUGUUUUGGGAUGACAAUGUAGAUUACUUUGGGGCAACUGCUGAGGAAACAAAUCACAGAGGUCGCUGCUUUAUGUUUUGGAAUUUGAAGAAAACAAUUGGGGCUCCUGUUUUGAUAGCACUUGUGGUUGGAAAAGCAGCCAUAUAUGGCCAGAGCAUGAGUACCUCUGACCAUGUUGACCAUGCUGUUAGGGUUCUUCGAAAGCUUUUUGGGGAGCCGGUGCCUGAUCCAGUUGCUUCAGUUGUGACGAAUUGGGGGGAUGACCCUUUCAGUAGGGGCGCUUACUCUUAUGUAGCUGUCGGAGCAUCUGGUGAGGAUUAUGAUAUUUUGGGGAGGCCGGUCGAGAAUUGUGUCUUCUUUGCUGGUGAGGCCACUUGUAAAGAGCACCCAGACACAGUUGGUGGUGCCAUGAUGAGUGGGCUUCGAGAAGCAGUGAGAAUUAUUGAUAUAAUGAGGAAUAGCAACGAUUACACUGCUGAAGUGGAGGCCAUGGAGGCUGCACAGAGACAGUCGGAUUCUGAGAGAAAUGAAGUGAGGGACAUGAUGAAGAGACUAGAUGCUGGUGAGCUCUCCAAUGUUCUUUGCAAGGGCUCUUUGGAUGGGGACCAGAAGUUGUUGACCAAGGAAGCCUUGCUACAAGAUAUGUUCUUGAAUGCAAAGACUACGGCUGGGCGCCUAUAUCUGGUUAAGGAGUUGUUGCAGCUACCUAUCGGUGUUUUGAAGGCAUUCACUGGAACUAAAGAGGGUCUCAGUAUACUCAACUCAUGGAUUUUGGAUUCAAUGGGAAAGGAUGGAACCCAGCUCUUGCGUCACUGUGUCCGUUUGCUUGUGCUUGUGUCAACAGAUUUACUUUCUGUCCGUUUAUCUGGUAUUGGAAAAACAGUAAAAGAGAAGGUUUGUGUGCACACAAGCCGUGAUAUUCGUGCAGUUGCUAGCCAGCUAGUCAACAUGUGGAUCGAAGUUUUCCGGAAGGAAAAAGCUGCAAAUGGGGGAUCCAGGUUGUUUAAGCAAACAAGUGCUUCACUUAACACAGGUGACCCCCUAAAGAUGAAGCCUAAAGAUACAAGUCAUGCGAAGCCUCCAACUAGGGCACCCAAUGAUCCGUCUGAAAGUCAUACUCCUUUCCAUAUGCAUGCUAAGAAAUCAGAUAACAAGCCUCUCAAAUCAGAAACUGGCAAUGAUUCUAAAUCUGAAGCCAACUCUUCACGUUCUCAAAGCCUGCUGCAAGAUUCUAGGGUGGAUGACAAUGUCAUGACCGAAGAAGAAGCUGCUGCUUUAGCAGCUGCUGAAACAGCUCGAGCCGCAGCACUUGCAGCUGCAGAGGCAUAUGCAUCUUGUGAAGCUAAUGUACUCCCUGAGCUUCCAAAAAUCCCCUCAUUUCACAAAUUUGCUCGCCGUGAACAUGUUGCUUCUAGAGAAGAUUCAGAUUUUAAGAAGAAAAAGUGGCCUGGAGGUGUUUUAGGGAAGCAAGAUUGCUUAUCGGAAAUAGACUCUCGAAACUGUCGGGUUAGGAAUUGGUCGGUUGAUUUUGCUGCGACAUGUGUAAAUCUUGAUGAUUCGAGGAUAUUGGGUGAAAGUCAUAAUACACAGAGGGGCUACUCAAAUGAGCUCUUGUCCCAGAUGAAUCUUAGAGAGCAUUCUGGGGAAAGUGGGGCUGUGGAAAGCAGGUUUAAAAAAUCAUGGGUCCACAGUACCACUGGUAGUGUUUCUGGUGGAAAAGAUUAUCGUGCAACUGAAAGGUGGCAACCUCAUCCAUUUGGGGCUGAUGAUGUGGUAUUGCAUUCAGGUUUGCAUGUAACAGAUGAAGAAGAUUCAACUAAGGCAUUAAAUCAUCCCAUUGUGAAGGUAGAAAGAGAGGGGCAAAGUAGUUGUGCUUCAGAAGCUGCUGAAAACAAAGUGAUGCUGGAUAAUCAGGCAGGAGGGAUGGAUCAGUUAAAACAAGGUCUUGUGGAUUAUGUGGGUUCCUUGCUUAUGCCUCUUUAUAAAGAUAAGAAAAUUGACAAAGAAGGAUACAAGUCGAUACUGAGGAAAAGUGCAACUAAGGUAGUGGAGAAUAGCACAGCAGCAGAGAAGGCAAUGUCCAUUUCAGAGUUUUUGGACUUCAAGCGGAAGAACAAGAUACGUUCCUUUGUUGACAAAUUGAUCGAAAGGCAUAUGACAUCGAAUCAAAAUAAGAAAUCGUGAAUCUCUCGACUGGUUAAACAGUCGACGUUUCUUACCCAGAUUGCCCAGCCCCUGUCCAGCAUCCGAGUUAUCUGAAGUUUGAUUAAAAUCCAUUAUUCUGUGGGCAUAAAAGGUAUUACACCAGGGAGAAACUAUAAACAGAGUCUUCAUUAUUUUAUAUAUUCCAUGGUGGACAAUGGACUUGCUUGGGCAUGCUGAGGUGAAGGGUUCUACGAUCGAGUGGGAAUGCGGUCCUAUGUAUCAGAUAAGAGUGGUGAUCUUGCAGUAUAUGGAACUCCAUCCUAUUGGAUCAGGGUGAUGCAUUAUGGCAACUACUGGAGUAUCAGAGAAUGAUAGAAUGUAUGAUGUGCCAAAGGCGCGGCAUCAUGCGUUGUGGUUCUGUUGUUAUUAGAUACGAGCUUCCGCAGGGCCCAAGCUCAUGUUGAUCAAAGAAAGAAAAGUUUUUGUUGGCUAUCUAGGGGUUUCGCACUCCCAGUUAUGCCUGUGUCUUUUUGGGGUUUUUUGUCUGAUAUCCUGGGGUUUUUUGUUCUCACAUAGGACAGAUCCCUCUUGCCCCAAGACUAGAUUUUAUCUCUUGUACAGAGAGCUAUACAAUUGUUUAUCUGAUACUGCAACAGCUUACAUGUAACAUGUAAUGUUGCCCAAUCUAUGCUGCAAAUGGAACCUCUGUUGCUCCAAAGCUUUCUCUGGAAUACUCAUUCCGGCGCAAUUAAUGAGUCGCUUUUGAAGCUGAGUUUUCUUUUCCAGCCAAAACAUGUGGUUGAUUCCAUCGUCAGUUCGAUCUGCAGCCACCCUUUUAUUUAAAGGUUAAGGGGGGUUGACAUAGACAAUACCAAGUGAAUGGCUAUAUAUAUCUAGGUACGCAAACUCACAUAUUUCUUCUUUUCUUUAAUCUGCUUUGUCAUUACAAAGAGAAGAAUGAUUUACAAGCAACUGUAAAAUUCUAAUUGAGAAGGGGUUGGUUUUUGCUCUUUCA
Molecule: messenger RNA, 8134 nt
Organism: Amborella trichopoda
Lineage: Eukaryota; Viridiplantae; Streptophyta; Magnoliopsida; Amborellales; Amborellaceae
Gene: LDL3
Product: LSD1-like 3
Molecular function (GO): oxidoreductase activity; protein binding
Source: RefSeq, a predicted model, not a curated record